UUAAAAACAACAACAACUGUUUGAAAUCUGUUUUGUUUUUGAUUCUCUUGAUCAAAACGUGGAUUGAUUGUCCGAUUUUAUUUGAUAAUUUCACUAAAAAUGCCUUUACCUGCAGCUUUAUUAGCAAGACUUCAGAAACGUGGUAUAGUUAAAGCAGUUGAGCCUGAAGUUGAAGAAGAAGUUAUUGCAGAAGAUUAUGAUGAUAAUGAAAAGACAGAAGAUGUGCAACAAAAUGGUGUUGAAACUGUAGAAAGUUCUCAGCUCAAGGAAUCCUGGAUAGGUUGCCCAAAUAAAUGGAAUAUAUAUCAUGAUUGUACUGAUUUUUGUAAAGAAAAUUGGGGGUCAGGAAAGGAUAACCCAUCUCCUAAAACAGAGCGGAAGCGUCUGUUAAUGCUAAAAAAAUAUCCAUUGCCAAAUAAUUGGGAAGAAGUAUAUGAUCCUGGAGUAGGCAGACAUUAUUAUUGGAAUACUAUUACUAAUGAAGUUGCUUGGCUUCCACCAAAUCAUCCAAGGUGCAAAAUAUCUCUUCCUGCUGAGAAACUAAGAGCAUUGAUUAAAGAAACCUUCUUAGAGCCAAUGGACGAGGAUGAUGAUCUAGAUCAAAAUAUGAGUGAAUCUGAAGAAGAUUCAGAAGAUGAAGAAAAUGAGCCUAUAAAUGAAGAAAAAGAAAGAAAUGAUAAGCACCACAGAAGGGAUCAUGUUAGGGAUAGAUCCAGAGGUCGGCCCAAAGUUAGGGAAAAUGAUUUAGAUCCAAUGGAUCCUGCUGCUUAUUCUGAAGCUCCAAGAGGAACUUGGUCCUCAGGCUUAGAUCGCAAGGGAGAAGCUAAAACAGGUGCUGAUACUACUGCUUCUGGUCCUUUAUAUCAAAUGAGGCCAUACCCUAGUCCAGGUGCUGUCCUGCGUCUGAAUGCAGAAAUAAAGAACAAAGAAUCUACAUCAGAGGAUGAAGCUUAAUGCUAUAUAUUGUGCCAUUAUGUAAAUAGAUAUUCUUCAUGUUUAAUAGUUUAUUUGUAUAAAAUAAAAC
Messenger RNA from Argiope bruennichi, 1024 nucleotides. It is a transcript of the gene PQBP1, whose product is annotated as polyglutamine-binding protein 1-like. NCBI's taxonomy places the organism in Eukaryota, Metazoa, Arthropoda, Arachnida, Araneae, Araneidae. Gene Ontology annotation, cellular component: nuclear body; cytoplasm. The transcript is spliced from 7 exons. Gene Ontology annotation, biological process: alternative mRNA splicing, via spliceosome. Bases 100 to 954 code for a protein of 284 amino acids. Gene Ontology annotation, molecular function: ribonucleoprotein complex binding; protein binding. The record is from RefSeq and is a predicted model, not a curated record.